AUGUCAUUACGGGAUACCUUGCUUGAACAGAUCAGAAGUAGACGAACACUCGUAGAACAAGGAGAAAAGAGUAUUUUGGAAACGCCCAUCUUUCAUGGAAUAACGUCCAAUGGUUUAAUGGUGCAUUUCACUCAAUUUUUCAACAAUGAUUUGUGUAGUGAUUUUAAAUUAAUAUUAAAGAGGAAAGAUCCAUCUCAGGUGAAUGAAUUGGAUGCUUAUGGAAAUAGAAAGUUGAAUGUAAUUUAUGCUCAUAAAUUUGUGUUGGCACAAUCAGAGUGGUUCAGAACAAUAUUUGAGAGUAACAUGAUGGAACAAUUAACGAAUGAAUUGAUCGUGGAUGAGAAUGAGGAAAAUUUGGAUACAUUUACUGCCAUGAUUGCAAUGAUGUAUGGCAAUUAUGUUCCAUCAUUUUCAAGUUUAAAUUCUACUCUGGUGAUAGAUCUUUUAGUUUGCUUUGACAAGUAUCAGGCAACUCAGCUAUUUGAUAGGGUAAUUGCUGGGCUCGUUAAAAACUUGGCACGUGAUACACCCAAUUAUAGAUCAGUUAACUUGUUGCACAUCUUUUCAAUGUUUGGAGAUCGAACCAAAUCCAAAGAAUUACAUGCCUCAAUUCUAACACUACUUGUUACACCUCUUUGGACGAAAGGUGUACGAGUUUUGAGACCUGAAGUUUUCAGUAAUGAUGAGUUUAUGGAUUUUUUCAACAAGCAAGAUUUCAACUCGUGUUACUUCUUUUUGGAAGAAUUUGUGAGAGCCACUCAUGCCUUCGAUCUUAUUUGUCAAUCUAUUGAUAAUUGGAUUAAAUUUGAUGAGGCAGAUCGAUUUGAUAAAGGAUUUUUAUUGUACAGAGUAGCUCUGAAUGCUCACAAGUUAAUUAGAUAA
Messenger RNA from Naegleria gruberi, 882 nucleotides. RefSeq lists its product as uncharacterized. The transcript has a single exon. The record is from RefSeq and is a predicted model, not a curated record. Gene Ontology annotation, molecular function: protein binding. The coding region runs from base 1 to 882 and encodes 293 amino acids. Lineage: Eukaryota; Heterolobosea; Eutetramitea; Acrasida; Naegleriidae.